AUGGAGGACAAGAGCGAUUACAAGGUCCAGCAGAGCUCGUGCGUGGUGUGUCGGGAGAAGAAGCGCAAGUGUAACGGGAAAAAUCCAUGUUCUAAUUGUAUUAGAUUUAAAUCAAAUUGUAUUUAUCAAACUUUGAGUGAUAGAAGAAGAAGAAAAUAUCAUACUGAUUAUGUGGAUUUCCUUGAAGUGAAAGUUGAUACGAUAGAGAAAUUCAUUAAAGAAUUUGUUAAAGAUGAUUUGGAAUUAACAAAUUUAAUGUCUGAACGAUUGAAAAAUUUAUCUCAAUAUGCUAAUGAUGAAGAUAUGACAAUACCCAGAAAACCUUUGACAGAUGAUAUGAAACUAGGUGAUAAAGACCAAGGGAUAAUAGAUGAUUUGUUGACUGCUACGGAUCAACUAAGGUUGAAUGAUGAUGAUUAUGAUUAUGGUGCUUGUCCUGGUGGUGGUGGUAAUGGUGGUGGUGGUAUUGGUGGUAAUGGUAUUGAAGGUGCUGAUGUAAAGCAAUAUACUACAGAAUUACAAGAUUUAAUUGAUCAAAAUCUAGAUCUAAUAUCAUCUUCAUCCACUCCAAUAUCAAUAAUUGGUUCCAAUUUGGUAUUUAGAGAUCAAUCAUUUGCUCAACAAUUAAUUGAUUUAUUUGAAGAAAAUUUCGCAAUUCAUUCAAUGUCAUUAAAAUAUAUGAUUCCAACUUUAAAAUCAACAAAUUAUAAUUAUUCAACAAAUCCAACAUUCCAUUUAUUUCAAACUAUUGUCUUUGGUAUUGCUUCCAUAUAUUCUGUUCAUCAACAAAAUGAAUUUUUCACAAAAUUAUUUAUUUUUAAAGCUCGUGAUUCUUUAAUGAAUAUAACAAUGAAAUCAAAAGUUGAUAUUUAUAUCGUAUUAAGUCUUUAUUUAUUAUCAUGUUAUGAAUUAGGCCAAGGGAAUUUACAUCAAUCUUAUCUUUUCAAUUCAAUGGCAUGUUCAAAUACUCAGCAUUUAGGUUUACAUAUCUCUUAUGAUGAUAAUGAUGAGGAAAAUUUAAAUUCUGCACCAAAAUCUUCACCUUUAAAUCAAUCAAUUUUAUGGUCUGUUUGUUUACAAGACCGAAUUAUAACUUCACUUGUUCAAGUUCCAAGUGUUAUACAUUUUAAAAGAAUUAUAUCACCUUUUUAUAAAAUUGAAACUAUAAAUACAAUGGAUUUUCAUAUUGCUGAACUUUGUUUUGGUUAUCUUUCAAGAUUAUGGUAUAUUUAUGAUCGUUUUACUGAUCAAAUAUUUUCCAUAAAUUUUGAUAUUGGUGAUACAAGUAAUAAAGAAAAAGUUUUACUUAUGGCUUUGAAAACUUUAAAAGAAUUAUUAAAUUCUUUACCAAUUCAAUUAAGAUUAAAUUCAUUAAAUUUUGAUAACAAUAAUCAAAUUGAUAUAAAUAAUCAAAAUUUAUUUAUAUUAAUAUUCAAUAUUAAUUAUCAAGUUGCUGUGUUACAAUUAAAUAAAAUUUUCAUUAAAGAUAUUCCUCAUAUGACAAGAAAAUCUACAGUGGAAGCUUCCAUAAAAGCUGGUAAUUUAAUUUCAAUUUUAAAUAAAUAUUUGGAUUUAAAUUUUUUCACAAUUGAUAAAUUGCCAUAUAACUUAGAUAAUUUAAUUCAUACAGUGGCUCUAGUAAUAUUAGAAGAAAUCAAUAAUGAUAAUAAUUAUCCAUUUGAACAAGAACAAACUCCACAAUUACCAGAAACAAAUUUUUUAAAUCAAGAUUUAAUAUUCAAUUCAUUUUCAUCACAAGAACCAACAUUACAACAAGUUAAUGAAUUUCAAUUAUUUGAUGAACAAUUCCCCAUGUAUGGAUUAAAUCCUUUUGAAAAAAAUUCAUUACAACAAGAACAACAAGGACAACAAAUUAAUCAAUCAUUUAUACCAAAUUUUUUCCAAAAUUUUAUACCACCAAGUCCACAACCUCCAACUUAUUUUAAACAACAAAUACCACAAAUACCAUCACAAAUACCAUCACAAAUACAACCACAAACAGCCCUACAACAAUUUGAAUUACAUUACCAAUUCAAUGGAUUUGAACAACCUACUCAACAAGAAAAGGAAAGAAGAUAUACAAAUAGUUCAAAUGAUAUACCACCAUUAUCUGAAGAGUUUUAUUAA
Messenger RNA from Hansenula ciferrii, 2127 nucleotides. RefSeq names its product putative transcriptional regulatory protein. Gene Ontology annotation, biological process: regulation of DNA-templated transcription; DNA-templated transcription. The record is from RefSeq and is a predicted model, not a curated record. NCBI's taxonomy places the organism in Eukaryota, Fungi, Ascomycota, Saccharomycetes, Phaffomycetales, Wickerhamomycetaceae. The transcript has 2 exons. Gene Ontology annotation, molecular function: DNA-binding transcription factor activity, RNA polymerase II-specific; zinc ion binding; DNA binding. The coding region runs from base 1 to 2127 and encodes 708 amino acids.